Austrofundulus limnaeus is the source of this 718-nucleotide messenger RNA. It is a transcript of the gene dio2, whose product is annotated as iodothyronine deiodinase 2. Lineage: Eukaryota; Metazoa; Chordata; Actinopteri; Cyprinodontiformes; Rivulidae. Gene Ontology annotation, molecular function: thyroxine 5'-deiodinase activity. Gene Ontology annotation, biological process: thyroid hormone metabolic process. The record is from RefSeq and is a predicted model, not a curated record.
GUGAAACUUGGCUGCGAGGCACCGAACUCCAAGGUGGUGAAGGUUCCUGAUGCACCAUGGUGGAACAUCAGUAACAUGACCAACGUCCCACGAGGCGCCCGGAUCCGAACCGAGGACGAAUGCCGCCUUCUGGAUUUUGAGUCGACGGAUCGCCCUCUGGUGGUCAACUUCGGCUCGGCCACCUGACCCCCCUUCGUCAGCCACCUGCCUGCUUUCCGGCAACUCGUGGAGGACUUCAGUGACGUGGCGGAUUUUCUGCUGGUCUACAUCGACGAGGCCCACCCUUCUGACGGCUGGGUGGCCCCCCCGAUGGGGCCCUGCUCCUUCAGUUUCCGCAAGCACCAGAACCUGGAGGAGAGGAUGGGAGCCGCUCGCAGACUCAUCGAGGAGUUCUCCCUGCCGCCGCAGUGCCAGCUGGUGGCCGACUGCAUGGACAACAAUGCCAACGUGGCUUACGGCGUGUCCAACGAACGGGUGUGUAUCGUGCACCAAAGAAAAAUCGCCUACCUGGGGGGGAAGGGACCGUUUUUUUACAACCUGAAGAAUGUGCGGCAGUGGCUGGAGCAGAGCUACGGCAGGCGGCAGGAGUCGUGAAGGACGAGACAGACGAGGACGUGCUCCUUUUGUUAAUGACUGGAAACAAGCAAACGCUAAAAAGGUUUCUCAUUAUCAUUCAUACAAUUAAACUCUAAAGAAUUACCCUCUGGAACAAAAGCAA